AUGACUACCAUACAAAUGAUGAGCGAACACAAUGGACCUAAGAUCUCCGAGAAAAGCGCUACCAAGGUUGAUACCCGCGUGCUCUUCAACCUUAACUCAGCCGCCGAAGGAAGAAAAAGGCAGCGAGGACCGAUGGGUUACGAGAUAAAUGGAUUGGCUAGAAAGAAAGAGCCCAAGAAAAAAAGACAGAAUGUCAAACUAUAUAACGAACGCAUCGUGACGGCAAGAUUAAAUUCAAAAUUUCGUAAAAUAUCCAUUGUACAAUACUACGCGCCUACUGAACCCAAUGACGACGAAACAAAGGAUCAAUUCUAUUCCCAACUCGACUCAGUGACACGCUCUCUACCCAAAGGAGAAAUUAGACUUGUUAUAGGAGAUUUCAAUGCCAAGGUAGGCAAUAACAACAAUAAUCUACAAUCAAUCAUGGGAAUGCAAGGACUUGGCCGUACCAUGAAUGACAAUGGCGACAGAUUGGUUGAUUUCUGCGCAAGAAACCGGCUCUUUAUUUUAUUGGAGGCACAAAAUUCCCCCACAUAUACAAAAUAUACUUGGGAAUCACCAGAUAGAAACACCCUUAAUCAAAUCGAUAACGUACUUAUCAUCAAACUCUUUCGCUGA
Molecule: messenger RNA, 618 nt
Organism: Stomoxys calcitrans (stable fly)
Lineage: Eukaryota; Metazoa; Arthropoda; Insecta; Diptera; Muscidae
Product: craniofacial development protein 2-like
Exons: 3
Coding region: 1-618 (205 amino acids)
Source: RefSeq, a predicted model, not a curated record